AUGGCAAUAGAUUUGGGUGUGCAAGAAUUAAUUGUGUUAGGAGAUUCUGAUUUGCUUAUCCGACAAGCUCAAGGAGAAUGGAAAACUCGAGACCUCAAGCUCCUUCCAUACAGACAAUGUGUGGAAGAUCUUAGCAAAAGGUUCAUGUACAUCGAGUUUAGAUACAUCCUCAGGUUUCAUAAUGAUUUGGCCGAUGCCUUGGCUACAUUGGCCUCAAUGCUUCCCUAUCUGGGAAACACUUACAUCACCCCAUUAGAGAUUCAAGUUCGGGACCAACAUGGCUGUUGUAAUACAGUGGAAGCAGAACCUGAUGAAGCGGAGAAAAUUAUGAAUGAAGUGCACGCUGGGGGAUGUGGACCACGCAUGAAUGGAUAUGUCCUUGCAAAAACGAUACUCCAGGCGGGGUAUUAUUGGCUUACCAUGGAAAGGGAUUGCUUUCACUUUGUGAAAAAAUGUCAUCAAUGUCAAAGCCAUGGUGAUCUCAUUCAUUCACCUCAUUCAGAGUUGCACCCCAUGACUGCUCCUUGGCCCUUUGUUGCAUGGGGAAUGGAUGUAAUCGGACCAAUUGAGCCAAAAUCCUCUAAUGGACAUCGAUUCAUUUUGGUUGCAAUUGAUUACUUCACCAAAUGGGUGGAGGCGAUAACUUUCAAAGCAGUCACUAAGAAGGCGGUCGUGGAUUUUGUUCAUUCAAACAUUAUUUAUCGAUUUGGUAUCCCAAAAGCUAUCAUCACAGAUAAUGCUGCAAACAUCAAUAGUUAUCUGAUGAAGGAGCCAACGGAGCUGUGGAGGCAGCCAACAACAAUAUCAAAAAGAUUCUCAAAAGGUUGGUUUAAGGCACUAGACAAUGGCAUGAGAAGCUGCUUUGCACUUUUAGGAUAUCGCACAACAAUGCGCACCUCGAUUGGUGCAACUUCUUAUUUGCUGGUGUAUGGAACUGAGGCUGUGAUUCAAGCGGAAGUCAAAAUUCCAUCUCUUCGAAUUAUUGUCGAGGCUGAAAUUGAAGAUACUGAAUGGGUCAAAACCCGACUAGAGCAACUCGCAUUAAUAGACGAGAAACGACUGACGGCUGUCUGUUUUGGUCAGCUUUAUCAGCAAAGGAUGGCUCGUGCAUACAACAAAAAGGUGCACCCAAGAUAUUUUGAAGUGGGUCAACUGGUCUUAAAGCGCAUUCUCCCGCACCAAGAAGAAGCCAAGGGAAAGUUUGCCCAAAAUUGGCAAGGUCCAUAUCUUAUCAAGGAAGUAUUGUCCAAAGGAGCCCUGCACCUUACUGAUGUGGAAGGAAAAAUCACGGGCAUGAUUGUUAAUGCAGAUUCAGUCAAAAGAUACUACAUCUAA
Messenger RNA from Solanum pennellii, 1335 nucleotides. RefSeq lists its product as uncharacterized. Bases 1 to 1335 code for a protein of 444 amino acids. The record is from RefSeq and is a predicted model, not a curated record. Gene Ontology annotation, biological process: DNA integration. The transcript has 3 exons. NCBI's taxonomy places the organism in Eukaryota, Viridiplantae, Streptophyta, Magnoliopsida, Solanales, Solanaceae. Gene Ontology annotation, molecular function: RNA-DNA hybrid ribonuclease activity; nucleic acid binding.